GCCAUAAAUUGGAAAUAAAUUUUCUAUUAUGUAUGGUUUAUUGCUGGAGAACUUGUCGGAAUACGUGAAGACGGUAUUUGGAGAUGAAAAGUGGGAAGAGAUACGUAGACAAGCUGGCAUUUCAUCACCUUCUUUCGGUGUUCACGAUGACUAUGACGAAGAAUUACUUCUUCACUUGGCAACAGUUGCACAACGAAUCCUUGGUGUAUCCGAAAGAGAAUUCAUGGAUCAAAUGGGAGUUUACUUUGUGAAUUUCGUAAGCCAAUAUGGAUACGACCGAGUUCUUUCGGUGCUUGGUCGGCACAUGAGAGAUUUUCUCAACGGCUUGGACAAUCUCCACGAGUAUCUCAAAUUCAGCUAUCCGUUGAUGAGAGCGCCGUCAUUUUUUUGUGAGAAUGAAACACGACAUGGAUUAACGCUUCAUUAUCGCACGAGAAGAAAAGGUUUUGUUUACUAUACUAUGGGACAGAUCCGACAAGUAGCGAGACAUUUCUAUCAUAAAGAUAUGCAAAUUGAAUUAAUAAAAUCGGAGUUUCUGGGAGAAACGAAUCAUUACACAUUUCAAUUAAUAUUCGAUAAUCGAGCUUUUUCCUUGGCUUCACUCGCGAUGACACGAGAAGAAAAGCAUUUGCCAAUAAGUGCUUCAGUAUUAUUUGAGAUUUUUCCGUUCUGUAUUGUAUUCGGAUCCGACAUGGUGGUACGAAGCAUAGGCAACUCGUUAAUGGUUAUUCUGCCAGAUCUACUGAAUAAGAAAAUCAUAGACUGGUUUGACUUGAAGCGACCACUUAUUGCCUUCAAAUUUCAAACAAUACUCAAUAGGACCAAUAACAUAUUCGAACUAGUAACUGUUAAGGAUGUUAAAGCAGGUGAUCAACGAAAAUCAGAGCAAUUGAUGUUGAAAGAUUCAGAUUCUGAAGAAGAAUUAGAACGAAAGCUUACGUUGAAAGGUCAAAUGAUUUACAUGUCAGAUUGGCGACUGAUUAUGUUUCUCGGCACACCGGUUAUGCCAAAGCUCUCAUCACUCAUAUCAACCGGACUUUAUAUCAACGAUUUAUCAAUGCACGAUUUCAGCAGAGAUUUAAUGUUAGCUGGCACGCAACAAUCAGUUGAAUUGAAGCUCGCUCUCGAUCAAGAACAGCAAAAGUCAAAAAAGCUUGAAGAAUCUAUGCGAAAACUGGAUGAAGAAAUGCGUCGAACAGAUGAGCUUUUGUAUCAAAUGAUUCCCAAACAGGUUGCAGACAGGCUCCGUCGGGGGGAAAAUCCAAUCGAUACUUGCGAAAUGUUCAAUAGCGUUUCGAUUCUGUUUUCGGAUGUUGUCACGUUCACUGAGAUCUGCAGUCGUAUUACACCCAUGGAAGUUGUAUCCAUGCUCAAUGCUAUGUAUUCGAUAUUUGAUACAUUAACCGAACGCAACAAUGUGUAUAAGGUUGAAACGAUUGGAGAUGCGUACAUGGUCGUGUCUGGAGCUCCUGAGAAGGAACAAAAUCAUGCUGAGAAGGUUUGUGAUAUGGCUUUAGACAUGAUUGAAGCUAUAACAGAUUUGAAAGAUCCAUCAACUGGACAGCACUUGAAAAUACGAGUUGGCGUUCAUUCGGGUGCUGUUGUUGCUGGAAUUGUAGGGUUAAAAAUGCCCAGAUACUGCUUGUUUGGAGAUUCAGUGAACACAGCAAGCAGAAUGGAAUCAACAAGUGCUGCAAUGAAAAUUCACAUAUCAGAAACGACGAGAAGCUUUUUACCAACGAAUUAUAAAGUUUCAGAACGUGGUGAGAUCGAGGUGAAGGGAAAAGGAAGCAUGAAAACAUAUUGGCUUGAAUAUCGUGAGAACCGCACAUCACUUUCACAAACACUUGAGAAUGAGCAUAACCACAGCCCCAUGAAAGCACUUGAGUACAACUUCGACCGUCGUAUGAGCAUGCCACAGUACAUGCUGCACAAUAAAGCUGAAAAUAACGUCGAAGAGCGAAGAGUUUAUUCACCUGUGACUUUUGAAGACGUUGCUAAACGAUCAAUUAUUAAUUCUCCAGUGAGAAAUAUUUUCAGUGCACGAGUUUCACGUUCAAACUCAACAGGUCAUGCUUACAUUCAAAGUCCAAGUGAUGUUUUUGGUGAUCUCAUCACAGAUACAGAAGAAUUCCUUGAAGAUUUACAAAAUCGAAAGUUUUCAGUAUCUGCAAGUAUUUUCUCACCGAUGUCAUCGCCACCUUUCAGUUGCGUUCCAUCACGUGCUUCAACUUCACGAGGAAAUAGAGUAACUGCUGGUCAGUUUACCGAGGAAGAGUUAGCACUUUUAAACUCGAAAAAUCCUGCAACGACAGCAACACCUGCAAACGAAAAAAGUUUAUCACGCAAACAGAAGCGUAAUUCAAAAAUAAAUCUCAAGAAUACAAAAUAUCCUGAUGAGUCUGAAUCGCAAAAGAAAGCUUUACAAAAUUUAGAUCAAAUGGUGAAAAAUAUUUACGAAACUGAUUUGCCUGGGAUGUGCUUUAUGCCGCCACCAAGUUCAAGAUCAGACGGAUACUUACAAGGCGCCUGCAACAACUAUUGCACAAGCAACUACCAAACGCAACAUUGUAUACCGAAUAGUCAAAGCUUUAACUGCUCUCAAAAUCAUCAGCAUGUGUGUUGUAAUGGUUGCACUCACCAUCGACCACAACAACAUGUUAAUGGUAGACAUCAUAAACUGCAUCAUCCGAAUGGUCAUUGUACAAUCUUGUAGGAGAUAAUUUACAAGUGUGAAAAGCAAUUUAUGAUGUGUGGUGUCGAUAAUAGAUGCACAAGUGUUGAUGAUUUAACAUUUGAGAUUAAUGACAAAUGCCGUUGAUAUUAAAAAGGAAACUUUCGAGUCAUGUAUUGUUGUGAUUGUGGAGUGUCUAUUCGAAGCGUUCUAAUUGUACUUAAUUGUUAAAAAGAAGAAAGAAAAAAUAUUGUAGAAAUAAAUGUAUUUAUUUAUUUAUUUGUU
This is a messenger RNA of Clunio marinus, 2959 nucleotides long. NCBI's taxonomy places the organism in Eukaryota, Metazoa, Arthropoda, Insecta, Diptera, Chironomidae. The record is from the annotation of a GenBank genome assembly.